CUCGGGGGUGCAGCCCGGAUGGAUGGAGGAGGACGACGCCGUGUGGGACGAGGACGCGGAGGGCGACUCGGCGAUGCCGGGUCCUGCGCUGCGCGCCUCCAUCGCGGCGCUGUACGCGGCGAUCAUGGCCGUGGGAGUGGUGGGGAACGUGGCGCUGAUGAGCGCCGUGUGCCGCGCGCGCUCGCUGCGUAGUGGCCCCAACGUGCAGCUGUGCAGCCUGGCGCUGGGCGACGCCGUGCUGCUGCUCGCCUGCGUGCCCGUGGACGCCGCCAAGUACUUCGCGCCGCAGUGGCUCUUCGGAGAGUUCGGCUGCAAGCUGAUCCCCUACAUCCAGCUCACGAGCGUCGGGGUGUCCGUGUUCACGCUCACCGCGCUCUCCGCCGACAGGUACAGGGCGAUCGUGAAGCCCAUGAAGCUGCAGCGAGCCGCGCCGCGCCACGCUCUGCGCCGCGCCCUGGCGCGCGCCGCCCUCAUAUGGGCACUGGCGCUCGCCCUGGCGCUGCCCGACGCCGUCCUCUCGCACGUCCACGUCUUCCACCUGGACGACGACGACACCGCCGUCGUGGACAUUGAGGAGGAGCCGCGGACGGGCGACUUCGCCUCGGGCGACGGCGGCGACGCGGCGGGGGCGGCGACGGCCCCCCACGGUCACACGCUGCUCGUCUGCGUGCCCUUUCCCGCUGGACGGCGAUGCGCAGCCGCUGCGCAUCCAUGCGUCGCUCCUCUUCCUCGCCUACUACGCGCUGCCGCUGUGCGCUAUCUGCGGCUACUACUACCACAUCGCGCGCGCGCUCCUAGCCAGCGCGCGCGAGCUGCCGGGGGAACGCGGAGGCGGCGGUGGAGAGCACGCGUGGAGACAGGUGCCCGCUCUCAGCGCUCUCACUCCUCCGUUAGGGUGCAGGCGCGCAGGAAGCUGGCGCGCACCGUGCUGGUGCUGGCGGCGCUCUUCGCCGCCUGCUGGCUGCCCGCACACCUCCUCUACCUCUACCGCGCCUUCACCCCGGGGCAGGCGGCCGCGUCGCGCGCCCACCUCCUGCUCACCGUGGCGGCGCGCGCCCUCUCCUUCUGCGGCUCCUGCGUCAACCCCCUGGCGCUCUACCUGCUCAGCGACGGCUUCCGCGCGCACCUGCGCGCCGAGCUGUCUCCGUGCCGCCGCCUCUUCCGCGGUGCCGGAGGCGGCGGCAGCGGUGGGGGAGACGCGGGAGCCGCGAUGCGACGCAGGCGGCGGCGGCGCAGCACGAGGCUCGCGUCCGUGCUGACGCGCGCCACGUCCGUGCGCAGCACGAGCAGCCUCGCGGGGGGCAGCGAGCGCAGGGGGGUGGCCUUCCAGCUGGGCGUCCCCGACAUCGCCCUGCUCGAGCCGCACGGCCCGCAGCCAGCCGCGCUGCCAGCGAAUGCGUGA
Molecule: messenger RNA, 1402 nt
Organism: Lethenteron reissneri (Far Eastern brook lamprey)
Lineage: Eukaryota; Metazoa; Chordata; Hyperoartia; Petromyzontiformes; Petromyzontidae
Product: bombesin receptor subtype-3-like
Biological process (GO): G protein-coupled receptor signaling pathway
Cellular component (GO): plasma membrane
Molecular function (GO): neuropeptide receptor activity
Source: RefSeq, a predicted model, not a curated record